AUGGCGACCCGCGGUGCAGCGUUACGGCUUGCAGUAUUCUCGGUGUUUUUUGCAGUUACAUUCGGCAGCAAUGUAAUUCCUCAACUGCUAGAUCUUCUCCAUCCUCGAACCGAUUGGCAGGUACCCUCCGGAUAUGUGUCGAAUCGUUCGGAAGCUUUACGUUUUCGUACCCGUGUCGAUCACUACGAUGUACAAAACCGGGCCACGUUUGAGUUUAAUUACGUGUCGAACGGUGAGUACUAUCGGCCGGGAGGACCGAUCUUCAUCAUCGUCGGUGGAAACAGUGCACUGAACGCGUACUUUAUCGAAAAUGGACACUUUCACGAUAUCGCACGUGAUGAGGGUGCUUGGUUGUUUAGCAACGAGCAUCGUUACUAUGGACGCAGCUCGCCUGUAGAGAAUUAUUCCACACCCAACAUGCGCUUUUUGAGCGUGGAACAGGCACUGGUCGAUCUGAUCGAAUGGAUCGAUCAUCUACGCCGUGAGGUAGUCGGCGAUCCGAACGCAAAAGUAAUUCUACACGGACUCGGGUACGGUGGUGCCGUUGCCAUCUGGGCUCGGCAACGGUUCCCCAACCUCAUCGACGGUGCCUGGGGCUCGACAGCCUCCGUCAUCGCACGCGUGAACUUUAACGAGUACGGUGAGGAUAUGGGUGAAACGAUCCGAACGCUCGGUCACCCCGAUUGCUACAGUAUCGUGUGGCGUGGCUUCCGUACAGCCGAGAAUCUAGUCGAUGCCGGACGGUACGAUCGGCUCUCGCAGAUGUUCCGCACCUGUGAACCGCUCCGGGCCGCCGAUCCACUCACGAUAGAAACGUUCUUCUUCGGACUGAAGGGCUCCUUCGAGGCGGAAAUGUUCGGCCAAGCUAGCCCAGACUCGGUGGGACGCAUGUGCGAUGAGCUGAUGGCUGACCCGGCUGAAACAGCCCUGGAAGUGUUGGCAAACUUUUUCGAGCGUCGCUACGGAGCGUUUGACUGUGUGCCGUUCGAUUUCGAAAGUAACAUUGCGAGCUCAAUGUACGAGGAAGUUGGAUCACCCAACAAUGCAGACUACGGCAUUAGGCAGCGUUUGUAUCAGCUGUGCACCGAGUUCGGUUGGUUCCUAACAUCGUCGUCCGGCAACAGUCCGUUCGGGACGCGUAUCACCUACCGAUAUUUUAUCGAAACAUGCCGGGCAGUGUUUGGUGAUUGGAUCGAUCAGGACGUUGUGUACGACGGUGUUCGAUUGACAAACUUGCACUUCGGGGCAGAUGAUCCACGGGUUACGAAUGUCGUGUACGUCAAUGCGCGGUUCGAUCCUACCCGGUUUGUCUCGAUUACAGAUUACACCAAUCUACAGGCCAAUGCGUUCGUUAUCGAGAAUGCGGUGGUGUCACUCGACUGGAUGCCGGAUAGUGUAACGGAUUCGGAGGAUUUAAGGCGCGUUCGGCAGGAGAUUGAGGGGUACGUUCGUGGAUGGUUAGCCGGUGUUGCAAUUGGGGCGAAAUAA
This is a messenger RNA of Anopheles maculipalpis, 1488 nucleotides long. RefSeq names its product putative serine protease K12H4.7. NCBI's taxonomy places the organism in Eukaryota, Metazoa, Arthropoda, Insecta, Diptera, Culicidae. Gene Ontology annotation, molecular function: serine-type exopeptidase activity; dipeptidyl-peptidase activity. The transcript has 2 exons. The record is from RefSeq and is a predicted model, not a curated record. The coding region runs from base 1 to 1488 and encodes 495 amino acids. Gene Ontology annotation, biological process: proteolysis.